Messenger RNA from Hydractinia symbiolongicarpus, 946 nucleotides. RefSeq names its product rab-like protein 2A. The record is from RefSeq and is a predicted model, not a curated record. Gene Ontology annotation, molecular function: GTPase activity; GTP binding. Gene Ontology annotation, cellular component: Golgi apparatus; endosome. The transcript is spliced from 8 exons. Bases 38 to 730 code for a protein of 230 amino acids. Lineage: Eukaryota; Metazoa; Cnidaria; Hydrozoa; Anthoathecata; Hydractiniidae.
UCUGCCAACUUAAGAAAAAAAUAAAUUUUUAUUGGAAAUGGCAGAGAAGCGGAAUGUGGACAAAAACAAAACAGUAAAUAUGGAGAAAUCAGAGCGAGUGAAAGUAAUAUGCUUAGGUGAUAGUGCUGUUGGAAAAUCAAAGUUAGUUGAACGUUUUUUAAUGGAUGGAUACAAACCACAGCAACUAUCUACGUAUGCACUCACACUGUUCAAAUAUUUCACAAAAAUUGACGACAAAGAUGUUAACGUUGAAUUCUGGGACACCGCUGGCCAGGAACGCUUUAGCAGUAUGCACCCGUCAUAUUAUCAUUCUGCACAUGCAUGUAUAUUGGUAUUUGAUGUCACACGUAAAACAACAUAUAAAAAUUUAGCCAAUUGGUACAAGGAGUUGAGAGAAUAUCGUCCUGAAAUACCUUGUAUAUUGGUGGCCAACAAAAUAGAUGUUGAUUAUAACGUAACGAAGAAAAGUUUUAAUUUCUCCAAAAAGUAUCAUCUACCGUUUUAUUUUGUAUCUGCGUCAGAUGGAACGAACGUUGUUAAAGUCUUUCGUGAAGCCAUCCGCCUAGCACUAAAUUAUAAAGAAAACGCAACAGACUUCGUUGACGAAGUACUUAAAGAACUAGAAAAUUUUGAAGACAUGAAUUUGGAGAGUAAAACGCCGUCAUCCACGUCAAUAUCACCGGUAUCAGAUCCAACGUCAAAAAGAGAGGAGACUGAUAUUAGCAAAUAAUGUUUUCAUAGUGUUUUUUUAGCGAUUUCAUGCUUACUUAGAUUCCAUGCCGCUGUUGAUGCACAGUUCGGAAUUUUAAUACUCUAGAUUGCAUUUUUUUUAUUUGCGUAAGCGAAUUGUCAAAUAGUGUAUAUGCGGUCAUAGCAUUUUUUUAUUUGUUGCGUGGUUUGCAUAAGAAAUGAGUUUUAGAUGUUUUUUGGAAUGUUAAGACGAGAA